CGGCCCAACCCUCAAGUGAACCGCGGUAAAACAAAAAAAGGCUGCAACUUCGUCUCUGCGUUCUUCGUCUCGGCAAUAGGUUAUCGCCGGCCACCGUGUUUCGGACAUACCCAUCGGACGACUGUUAAAUUUCUAAAACACAGAUUAGGGGUAUUUAUAGCACCGCCGGGUAAACAUCCAAAGGCCUGUUCUUGCGACCUGAGGUACAACGGGUCCUGUUAGGAGGCGAGACUUAUGGCAUAGAAGCAUAAGAAGCUUUGGCUAGACUCGGCGGAGGAUUAAACCCUCAAAUUAGGGUUUACUUGUAUCACCACUGAGUGAAUUGAAGGUCUGUUCCUCUGAUUAAGUACAACGAGUCGUUUUUGGAGGGUUAAACUUAUGGCUGAUAAGUACAAUAUCGAGGAAGCAGAGGCUUUGGCCAGGAGAGCCUUGCGCUUGCCAAUUGCACAGGCGACGCCGAUCUACGAGCAGCUUUUGUCACUUUAUCCCACUUCAGCGAGAUAUUGGAAGCAAUAUGUGGAAGCACAAAUGGCUGUAAACAAUGAUGAUGCUACGAAACAGAUAUUUAGUCGUUGCUUGUUGACCUGCCUUCAAGUUCCUCUUUGGCAAUGUUACAUUCGGUUCAUCAGAAAGGUCUACGACAAGAAAGGAGCAGAGGGUCAGGAGGAGACCACAAAGGCUUUUGAGUUUAUGCUAAAUUAUAUUGGGACAGACAUAGCAUCUGGGCCUAUAUGGACUGAGUACAUUACCUUCCUAAAAUCUCUUCCGGAAGAUUUGCAACGCAAGAUUGCUGUCCGGAAAGUGUAUCAGAGAGCUAUAUUAACUCCGACUCACCACGUUGAACAACUUUGGAAAGAUUAUGAGAACUUCGAAAAUUCAGUUAACCGUCAAUUGGCGAAAGGGCUUGUAAAUGAGUAUCAACCAAAAUUUAACAGUGCCAGAGCUGUAUAUAGGGAGCGCAAGAAGUACAUUGAAGAAAUUGAUUGGAAUAUGCCUGCUGUACCACCAACAGGUUCUUCCAAGGAAGAAGCUCAAUGGGUGGCGUGGAAGAAGUUUUUAUCCUUUGAAAAAGGAAACCCUCAAAGGAUUGACACGGCCUUAUCAACUAAACGGAUUGUAUAUGUCUAUGAACAGUGUCUGAUGUGCUUAUAUCACUAUCCCGAUGUAUGGUAUGACUAUGCUGAGUGGCACGUAAAAUCUGGUUCCACGGAUGCUGCAAUCAAAGUAUUUCAGCGAGCUCUUAAAGCCAUUCCUGAUUCGGAAAUGUUAAAAUAUGCGUAUGCGGAGUUGGAGGAAUCUCGUGGAGCAAUUCAGUCAGCAAAGAAAUUAUAUGAAAGCAUUUUGGGGGUUAGCACGAACUCUUUGGCACAUAUACAAUUCCUUCGUUUUCUCCGGCGGGCCGAGGGUGUUGAAGCUGCUCGCAAGUACUUUUUGGAUGCUAGAAAAUCUCCCAGCUGUACAUAUCAUGUGUAUAUUGCUUUUGCUACUAUAGUCUUUUGUAUUGACAAGAAUCCAAAGGUUGCUCAUAAUAUCUUUGAGGAGGGAUUGAAACGCUAUAUGAAUGAACCCGUUUACAUCCUUGAGUAUGCAGAUUUCUUGACUAGAUUGAAUGAUGAUAUAAAUAUCAGAGCUUUGUUUGAACGGGCAUUAAGCACACUGCCUGCUGAAGACUCUGCUGAGGUGUGGAAAAGAUUCAUUCUGUUUGAGCAAACAUAUGGAGAUCUUGCUAGUAUACUAAAGAACAGAGUGGCACCUCGUAAAGAGGCAUUUGAGAACUGUUCGUGGAAUUAUGAAAUUAGAUUACGAUAUGCCCAGUAUCAAGUUGAGCAGAGGAGGAAAGAAGCACUUUUUGGAAAAGGGGAAGAGGGAUCUUCUGCUCUGGAGAGUUCACUUCAAGAUGUUGCUUCUCGGUACAGUUAUAUGGAUCUUUGGCCAUGCAAUUCCAAGGAGCUUGAUUAUUUAGCCAGACAAGAGUUGCUUGUGAAGAAUAUGAAUAAGAAAGUAGAGAAGACAAAUCUAACCCAUGGACCUGCAGCUACAGGUAGUGUAGCUUCUUCGUCAAAAGUAGUUUAUCCAGAUACAACGCAGAUGGUCGUUUAUGACCCGACAAUUAAAUCAGAGUUUGCUAGUUCUGCAAACCCAGUGGCAGCUGCUGCUUCGAACACCUUUCCAAGUAAUGUGGCUGCAACUGCAACCUAUGGAUCAGCCAGCACAUUUGACGAGAUACCAAAGACUACUCCACCUGCAUUGAUAGCUUUUUUAGCUAACUUACCCAUUGUUGACGGUCCAACACCCAAUGUGGAUGUUGUUCUGUCAAUAUGUUUGCAGAGUGACUUAGCAACAGGUCAAACCUCCAAGCAGAGUUCUGCUGCUAAAGGCAAUGUUCAAAGUCAAAAUGAUCCCUCAGGUUCAUCCCGGGGUGGAUCUCAAAGAUUAUCAAGAGACCGAAGAGCUACAAAGAGAAAAGAUUCCGAUAGGCAAGAAGAAGAUGAUACUGCAACCAUACAAAGCCAGCCUCUACCUACAGAUGUAUUCAGACUAAGGCAAAUGCGUAAGGCUCGAGGGAUCGCAACAUCAUCACAGACACCAACCGGUUCCACAUCGUAUGGCAGUGCCUUCUCCGGUGAGCUAUCUGGUAGCACCGGCUAAAAAAUGUAAUGAGAUAGACAAAAUUGUAUAAGCCUCUCUUGGUUUUGUAAUUUAUUACUCUCAACAAUUUUGAUUUAUGCAAUAAAAAUAAGCCUCCUUGGAUAUAUUUUAUACAUGUUUCUCAGAUCUUCAAGGUUACUUCAAUUUUAGUUACAAAUAUAUUAAUAUUAGUGGUUACAGAGAAUUGCUACAAUAAACCUGUAAAAUCACAAACUACUGAACUGAACCAGAAGUGCUUCUUACAAUAUCUUUCACAUCAGUUAAUUCUUUCACCACAUCUCUCAUGGAGGGUCUGUUCUCUGGCCUCUUGUCCGUACACCUAAGAGCCAAGUCUGUAAGUUGGAUUGCUUGUUCCCUACGCUGCGUAUCCAAAAGCUCAUCCACAAGCGUUGGAUCAACGAUUGGACCAGCAGUAUCAUCAUCAUCAUCCCCGUAGCUGCUUAAUACAGAUCUGACCCAGGUCACGAUAUCUGUCUCCUCCGGGAAAGAUCUGUCCACAGCUCUCUUUCCCGUUACCAGCUCGAGCAAAACAACUCCAUAACUAUAAACAUCUGAUUCCUUGCUUCUCACUGUCUUGUAAGCAUUUUCUGGUGCAAUGUAACCAGUGGUGCCUGUGAUGGUGGCUGUUGAAACUGUUGAGUCAUCUAGAAUCCGAGCCAAUCCGAAAUCUCCAAUGUGAGGCUCCAUAUCCGAGUCCAUGAGUAUGUUCUCUGGUUUGAUGUCACGGUGAAUGAUUGGUGGAUGACAAUCAUGGUGUAGAUACGCUAGCCCGUGUGCGAUCCCAAGUGCUACGUUGAACCGUGCAGACCAGUCAAGACCGGUUUCUCCUGGAUUACCUCUGUGCAGAACGUCGUGUAGGCUUCCAUUGGGCAUGUACCUGUACAGCAUCAGGCCGUUUUCUUUCCUCAUCCAAAAUCUUUCCAACCGAAUGAGGUUUCUGUGCCUAACAAGCCCGAUUGUCUCGAUCUCCCUCUUCAUAUUUUGGUUUGCGCGCACGUGUCCCGCAAAGGUGAGUUUCUUCACGGCGUAUUCUUCGCCUAACCCUAGAGAGGCUCUGUAAACAACUCCAUGAGCUCCUCGUCCAAUGAUGUACUUGUCAUCUAGAUUGUCAGUGGCUGCAAGAACUUUGUGAAGCAACAAGGAAAGACCCUCUUCCUCGUCGACGACAUGAGCAUCUUCUGUCUUGAAUCCUCUUUUGCAGCAGCGGACAACCAAAACGAGACCAAAAAGCAAAGCCGAUGCAGAUAGAAAGGACCCAGCUGCUAUAAGGGCGAUCUUCCAGGUGCUAAGUUUGGUCUGACCUUUGCAAGAUUUAAACUCUUUACGUGUUACAUCACUUACUGAGUAAUAAGGUUGAAUGCAGAGGUCUGGAUUCCCCAAAAACAUUGAUGGAUCCGAUAUCAGCUUUUCCGGUAUUGGACCCUUGAGCUGAUUAUACGAGACGUCAACUUGUAGUAAGAACCUAAGAGUAAGAGGUUGAAGAACCGAUAAAGACCCUGUCAACUUGUUGUUGGAUAUGUUGAGCCGUUCGAGACUGAUAAGAGACCCCAAAGCGGCUGGAAUCUCACCGGUGAAUCCGUUCCCACUGAGGUCUAAGCCGUAACGCAGGCUCUUCAACAAGCCAACCGUGGAAGGAAUCUCACCUCCAAAAGCAUUUCGAGCUAUCCGCAGAUCUGAGAGGCGGUCAAGCUCUGCCAAGAAUGGUGGAAUCCCUCCUGAAAACUGAUUAUCGGUGAGAACUAACGUGGACAGGCUUUUCCACCUUCUGAAGCUCGAUGGAACAGAGCCGUUCAGUGAGUUGGACCCGACAUCAAAUCUCAGAAUUCCCACACAACCUGAUAGCUGAGACGGGAGAGGACCUUCCAGAUGAUUGUGUGAAAGAUUCAAGUGUCCGAGGCUCUGCAGAUUUCCCAGCUCUGGAGGUAUCAUACCCGUGAGUUUGUUUUGAGAAAGGUCGAUGGUCAAGAGAUUCUUACAGCUUCCCAAGCUUCGAGGGAUGGAUCCUUCAAAGCUGUUGCCUUUGAGGUCCACAUAGGAAAGACUAAGGCUCUCAGGGAAUUCAGGAAGAACACCUGAAAGCUUGUUUUCUCCAAGGAUGAAACUCUCGAGGGUCUUACACUCACGAACAGAUGCUGGUAUCUUACCAUGUAGCUGAUUAGAACCCAAGCUAAAAUAUCUCAACUUCUGUCCAUGGCAGAGAUUGGGAGAUAUCUCCCCUGUAAAAUUGUUAUUAAUAAGAUCCACUUCCUCUAGGCUUCGAUUCACACCUAGACUCAUGGGUAUCCCUCCAUGAAACCUGUUGUUGAACAGCACAAGCUUCUUAAGGUGCUUCAGCUGAGUUACUUCAACUGGUAGUUCCCCGGUGAGAGUGUUGUUAUAAAGGAUCAUCUGUGUCAGGCUCUGAAUCUUCCAUACGCCAAUAGGGAUCUCACCGGACAGCUUAUUCACAAAAAGCUCCAAGCUUUGCAGCUUCUUUAACUCACCCAAUGCAGGAGGUAUCUGGCCUUGGAGCUGGUUAUCGUUCAGCUUCAAGGUGUGCAAGCUGCUGCAGUUCCCGAGCUCUUGAGGGAUAUCCCCAGAGAGACGAUUCUCGCCAAGGUUAAUACGAGAAACCUUCUUUAACAUACCCAAGGAUGAUGGAAUUGUACCUGUCAAGUUGCAUUUGAUAAUGAGUAGAGACUCAAGGCUACUGCAGUUGCCGAUUUCAACAGGAACGCCACCUUCAAAGUCAUUGUACGACACAUCGAAAGUCACCAGCUUCUUGCAGUUGCUAGAACCGAAACGAAGCUGCCCUCCGAGGCUGUUGUUACUGACAUACAGCUCGCCAAGAUUCUCGAGUAGAUUGAGGCUUUCUGGUAAAGAACCAACUAGCUUGUUCUUGUUCAGAUACAGAUACUCCAGCUUACUGCAGUUCCCAAUCCAGUCGGGAAUAGUACCAGACAGGUCAUUAUAAGACAAGGUCAGAUCUACAAGUUUCUUCAACCCACCAACGCUUGCAGGAAUUGGACCACUAAGAUUAUUGCGACCAAGAUUCAGCGUUUUCAACAAGGGGACCUGAAACAAGGAGUCAGGCAACACACCACUGAAGAAGUUUGAGGUAAGAUAAAUAUGCUUCAACUCCUGCAAGCUACCGAAACUGUCUGGAAUUUCUCCGGAGAAGCUAUUUUUGGACAAAUCCAAAUACGCAAGUGAAGUACAGUUUCCUAAACUGGAAGGCAAUACACCAGAGAGACUGUUAUCACUCAGAUCCAGAACCACCAAGCUCUUGAGCUCACCGAUUUCAGAACCUAAUUGGCCUGAAACCCCAGAAGCAGUGAGCUCGAUUUUCGUGACAUUACCAGAAUCGUCACAGCUGACACCAAACCACUUAUUAGUACAUGGGGUGGUUUCAGAUGUGUUGUUCUUCCACGUCGAAGCUACUUGAGGUGGCACUUUGUCAAAGUGCUUGAGAAGAGAAAGUAAAGCCAAACCAUCUGAGUUUAGACAGGAGACGGAAUCUAUACGGAAAGAGACAAAGAGACAGCAAAGCAGAGUAAUUUUGACUACACUCAUCUGUGUGAUUCAAGCUCUCAAGAGACGGUACCUAGUAACCGAUCAGGACUGAAAUUUGAAACUCUCGUAUCUCACCAACCCUGAAUCCAGAAUGAGAGAACAAAAGAAGAAGAAGAAGAUAAAGCAGAGCUUUGAUUUGAUGGGUUUCUGAAUGUUCAUUGAUCGGCAGCGUUGGCGUUAUUAAAGAAACGAUCGAUGAGUCUGGUGAGAGAGGAAAGAGCGCGCUUUUUGCUUUACAUAUUCCGCGACUUCAACGCUGUUUCGUGUUUAUUAUCUCGCCAUUUUCUCUACUCGGAGACUGUCAUCUUCG
Thlaspi arvense is the source of this 6511-nucleotide messenger RNA. Lineage: Eukaryota; Viridiplantae; Streptophyta; Magnoliopsida; Brassicales; Brassicaceae. The record is from the annotation of a GenBank genome assembly.